UACACUUUUCGCGGGGAACUUUUCGCACGCAGAAAAGAAAAACGCCAGCUCUUCCCGCGUCCCUCCAUAUUUUCCCUCCGGCUUCUUUCUUUUCUGCGUACUCUCGUAUUCACUCCGCCUAGACAGACACCGCCUCUGAACAUCUCCGUCUUCACACACACAAUCCUUGACAACCAUCUCCUCAGACAGUCAUGGGUUCCGCAGUUACGGGCAGCUAUGCCCUCUCUCAGACUCAUCGAGAGAUGCUCGAGAAGCCCCUCGUCGAGUCCGACCCGGAGAUCGCAGAGAUCAUGAAAAAAGAAAUCAAGCGUCAACGCGAGUCCAUCAUCCUCAUCGCCUCCGAGAACGUCACCUCGCGCGCCGUCUUCGACGCCCUCGGCUCCCCCAUGUCCAACAAGUACAGUGAGGGCUACCCGGGCGCGCGCUACUACGGGGGCAACCAGUUCAUUGACGCCAUCGAGCUCACGUGCCAGAGCCGGGCCUUGAAGGCCUUCCACCUGGACCCGGAGAAGUGGGGGGUCAACGUGCAGUGCCUGAGCGGGAGCCCGGCGAACUUACAGGUGUACCAGGCGCUGAUGAGGCCGCAUGAUCGGUUGAUGGGCUUGGAUCUGCCACAUGGUGGACACUUGAGUCAUGGAUAUCAGACGGCGCAGCGAAAGAUAUCCGCAGUCUCGACCUACUUUGAGACCUUCCCCUACCGAGUCAACCUCGAGACCGGUAUCAUCGACUAUGAUCGCCUCGAAGAGAAUGCUCUCAUGUACCGCCCCAAGUGCAUCGUUGCAGGGACCUCCGCAUACUGCCGCCUGAUUGACUACGCCCGCAUGAGACAAAUCGCAGACAAAUGCGGUGCGUACCUGAUCGUGGACAUGGCACACAUCUCGGGAUUGAUUGCCGCGGGCGUCAUCCCCAGCCCGUUCGAAUACGCCGACGUGGUCACCACGACCACCCACAAAUCCCUGCGUGGUCCCCGAGGCGCAAUGAUCUUCUACCGGAAGGGCAUUCGCAGCACCGACCCCAAGACGGGCAAACAAAUCCUCUACGAUCUCGAAGGCCCCAUCAACUUCUCCGUCUUCCCGGGCCACCAGGGCGGCCCGCACAACCACACCAUCACCGCGCUGGCAGUCGCCCUGAAGCAAGCGGCGACUCCCGAGUUCCGUGCGUACCAGGAGCAGGUGCUCAAGAAUGCCAAGGCGCUGGAAGUUGAGUUCAAGGAGUUGGGCUACAAGCUUGUCUCAGACGGGACCGACUCACACAUGGUGCUGCUGGAUCUUCGACCCCAGUCUCUCGACGGCGCGAGGGUCGAGGCUGUGUUGGAGCAGAUCAACAUUGCGUGCAACAAGAACAGCAUCCCCGGCGACAAGUCGGCGCUGACCCCGUGCGGCAUCCGCAUUGGCACGCCGGCCAUGACCUCGCGCGGGUUCGGCGAGGAGGACUUCAAAAAGGUGGCCCGGUACAUUGACACGAGCAUCAAGCUGUGCAAGAAGGUCCAGGCGGAGCUGCCCAAGGAGGCCAACAAGCUGAAAGAUUUCAAGGAGAAGGUGAGCAGCGAGACCGUGGACGAGAUCAAGAAGUUGAGGGCCGAGGUUGCCGAAUGGGCUUCGAGUUUCCCUUUGCCGGUGUAAAUUGGGGGGAGCACAGUGUUCCCGACCUCUCUGGAAGAAAAAACGAAGUUGUUAUGAUGUGAUGUGCAUUUGGCGUUUUGGCGGUGUGUCGGGUUGUAAUGGGAACUCUCAGAUUUCAACGACUGUGGGGAUUUGUUGGCUGGCGAGGAGAGGAAAAUGGGAGGGUGGAUGCCCAAAAGGAAAAGGCCCAGAGUGUGUAUCUUCAACGAUACCUAGUGCCUCUUCAAAGGUUGCUGUCAACCAUGGUCGUGAAAAGUCGGCCGCCCGAUCGAUACCACGAGCUCAUAUCUUUCGACAACGCAUAUGGCAAAAGGUCUUUUGCCCUUGUCGCUUC
Cladophialophora immunda is the source of this 1956-nucleotide messenger RNA. RefSeq names its product serine hydroxymethyltransferase, cytosolic. The transcript has 4 exons. Bases 192 to 1622 code for a protein of 476 amino acids. Lineage: Eukaryota; Fungi; Ascomycota; Eurotiomycetes; Chaetothyriales; Herpotrichiellaceae. Gene Ontology annotation, cellular component: cytoplasm. The record is from RefSeq and is a predicted model, not a curated record. Gene Ontology annotation, biological process: folic acid metabolic process; L-serine catabolic process; tetrahydrofolate interconversion. Gene Ontology annotation, molecular function: glycine hydroxymethyltransferase activity; zinc ion binding; cobalt ion binding.